This is a messenger RNA of Priapulus caudatus, 1983 nucleotides long. Its product is annotated as DNA primase large subunit-like. Gene Ontology annotation, biological process: DNA replication, synthesis of primer. The coding region runs from base 146 to 1699 and encodes 517 amino acids. Gene Ontology annotation, cellular component: alpha DNA polymerase:primase complex. The record is from RefSeq and is a predicted model, not a curated record. NCBI's taxonomy places the organism in Eukaryota, Metazoa, Priapulida, Priapulimorpha, Priapulimorphida, Priapulidae. The transcript has 8 exons.
UGGCGCGAAGUUUUUAAUGUUGAUGAACUUUUCGUUGCUGUGUCUUGAUGAGCAGUUUUCUAUGUACUUUCAUAAUUUAUAUGGUGUGCUUUACAUCUUUUGAAACACAUAUCGUCUUUGAUAAAGUUCUAAAGAAAUCUACAGCAUGCUGAUCGGAGGGGGAAAGAAACGAGUCAGGAAGGUCCAGAAGGUAUCAGGAGAUGGACAGAGUAGCCAGCAUCCUCACAGUCACACACUGCAGUUUUACCGGAUACCCCCUCUCGGCAACAUAUCACUACAGGAAUUCGAACGGUUCGCUGUUGAGAGACUAAAGGCUUUGAAACUCUUUGAGAACGUAUCACUAGUUUUUACUAGAGGCAGUGAAGAAUACAAGAACAAAAUAAGGACUGAGCUCAGGAAGAUGGGGUUGAAAACAUUUUUGAGAACCAUGGGUCAGGAGGAAAACGAUGCAGAUGUAGAUGCGUCCCACGAGGAGCGUAGGAGGGACAACAUUUCCCACUUCAUACUACGACUCGCCUACUGCAAGUCUGAGGAGCUGCGUCGAUGGUUCAUUCAGCAAGAGGUCGACUUAUUCCGCUUUCGUUUCCUACAAGAAAGUGCCGUCAGCAUCAAAGAGUUCCUGGAGCAGAACGACUUGGCGUACGCGGCCAUAAGCCAGGAGGAGAAGGCGAAGCUCAGACGGCGACUGAUUGGCGCGACCUUUGACAUGGGCGACGGCCUCUUCGACUCCAGCGAUUUCUACAGAGUACCUUUCACCGAGGCGCUGGACCUGGUUCGAGGCAGAAAGGUGUACCUGCGCCACGGCUACGCUUACAUUCCCAGCUCGGAGCUCGUCUCGCUCGUCUGCGCCUGCUUCCGGCUCGAGCUGUCGAAGGCUCUCGCACGCACCGCGCGCAUGUUUCCCAUCAUCGAAGAGCAGGAGCGGCUGCUGCCGAUGCUCAACCACAUCAACGAGUGGUACCUCGGCGAGGACUACGGCAGCCGCAAGACGAAGGCCAGCGGCGAGGUCACGGCCAACAUGGUCGACGGGCUCUGCCAGGAGUCGUUCCCGCCGUGCAUGCAGCAGCUGAACCGCGCCGUGCGCACCGACCACCACCUAAAGUACAACGGCCGCCUCCAGUACGGUCUGUUCCUCAAGGGCGUCGGCCUCUCGCUUGACGAGUCGAUGCGGUUCUGGCGCUCCGAGUUCACAAAGCUCAUCGAGCUCGAGAAGUUCGAGCGGCAGUACGCGUACUCGAUCCGCUACAACUACGGCAAGGAGGGCCGCCGCAAGGACUACACGCCCUACAGCUGCAUGAAGCUGAUCAUGGGGGCGCCGCCGGCGGCAGGCGACCACCACGGCUGCCCGUUCCGCUUCACCGCGCCCGACCUUCUCGCGCAACGUCUCAAGGGCAUGAAGAUCAGCAGCACGCAGGCAGACAGUGUCAUGGAGAUGGUGAAGGGGAACCACUAUCAGCUGGCGUGCAGCCGUUGUUUCGCGGCUGUUCACGACCAACCGCCGGACGACAUGGUGGCCAUCGACCACCCGAACCAGUACUUUGAGCUGAGUCAGCGUAUACUCCACCCGGAAAAAGAAUCGACAGGCGCGUCGCUCAAGCAGCCGCGCCCGUCCUUACGGUCGACAGGGACGAUGAACCAGGGCGAAUGCCUGCCCAGCGGAGCGGUCACACAGACAGUAGAGGAAAGCCUGGGGAGAUGACGGCAUGGAUGACCUUCUCUUAGGGCUGUCCCCUAUGGAGACAUCCGAAUAGGUGGCACCACAUCAUAUCUAAGCAAGAUGUUUUAUAGAUAUGGUCGUUGUGGCGCCAAGUACAUAGAUUGCAAUCAAUUGGACAAGGGCUAAAAUCUUACCGGGGUAGGUAUCUAGGGGUAAUAUGGUAUAAGUUUAGAAGUGUGAAUGCAGUGAAGGCUAAUUUGUUGUUUAAACACCCGUAGUCAUGUCAGUGAAUAUAUAAUCAUCAAAUAAAAUUAUAUAAACCUGUA